Messenger RNA from Temnothorax curvispinosus, 1542 nucleotides. RefSeq lists its product as uncharacterized. The record is from RefSeq and is a predicted model, not a curated record. Bases 23 to 1486 code for a protein of 487 amino acids. NCBI's taxonomy places the organism in Eukaryota, Metazoa, Arthropoda, Insecta, Hymenoptera, Formicidae. The transcript has 5 exons.
GCGCGCGAACGCCCUCGCGACGAUGAGGACCGGCGGUAUGUUGGACGGCCGCGAGUUCGGCAAACGCGUGCGUCGUGUCCUGGACGGCAAUUACUCGUAUCGCAAGAUCCUCCUGAUCAUUCUGGUGUGCGGUGGCCUGCUGCUGUACUUCGGCCCACCCUUUGCCCAGUGGCUCUUUACCUCUUCCAGGGAGCCCAUAGAAACAUUUGAAGAUCAUUGCAUGAAUGAGAGAUUGGCUAGCUUCUACUUUGAUGCUGUUGAGUAUAACGUAAACAUUCUGCACAACCCACCUAUGAAGAAUGAGCAUUCUUAUCUGCCGUACAUUGGCAACGGUGUUUUUGGCGUUCCUGUUUCUCCGGAAGCCUGGCUGUAUAUUAAACACAGGAGAGCGCUUUUGCUGCCUGUACAGUGGCAACCAUUGAUCUCACAUUCUAUACCCAAAGAUAGCGCUUAUCGAGAAGCAACGGUUGUUCAUUUUACAAACGGGAUUGUUUAUAAAUAUCAGUGCCUUAGAGAGGGAUAUCACAUAGAAUUUCAAUACUAUGCUCAUAGAGGUUUUGAUGGAAUUUUGGUGCAGACUGUAAAGGUCUCCAAUCCAUUUUCACUAUCUCAAGAAGUAUCAUUGAAGCCGCAGGAAUCUACCCAUUGGAGUAAUUCUCAUAUAGAACCCAUCAGAAUUCAGGUUGAUGGGCUUAAUCACGACUACUCUUUCGUGUCUGGAUUCAUAUCCGCGCCCAACUCUAACAAGAUAAUAGUUGUAUCGAUAAUUUACAAGGUUCCGCCUAAAACGGUGCAGGUGAAAGCACGCAGUUCCGUCAAAUUGGAAUUUCUAUCGAGCAUUCAAUACAGCGAGCCAAUCUCGUUCGAGCAAUAUCACGUGGAACGCGACACGACUAAGAAGAGAGCUAUCGAUCUGAUGAAGAAGGCGAUUUCGCGCCAGCAACGAAGCCUGAGAGAGGAGCAUAUAAAUCUCUGGCAGAGUUAUUGGUACACGAGUCUGAGAAUAAGUGAUUCCAAAGCCGACGGCGCCAUCAACGGUCACAAGAUUAAUUCCACCAUGUAUUACGUAUUAUCUCAGGUGUCGCGGAGUGUUCAAGAUGUCGAGAAAAACGUUGCUAUGAACGAAGGUUGCUACCGGGGUCAUCACACCAUGGACGCGCCUCGGUUAUGGAAAGAUACGUCGACCAUCGACGCCGUAAAUGAGAUAGUCGAGGCAUGGUUGAUAACGUUGGAAAAGCAAGGUUGCCAUCAUCUAGUGACCGGAGGUCCCGCGGCUGUACAGCAGGCAAUCGUACUGAGUCUCGGUAGCUUGAGAUUCAGUAAUCAACAUCUUGAAUUUAAUAUCGAUCCGCAGUAUCUUCAUCGCGAUUAUUUGUUUAGGUACGUUAUUAUCGACUAUAAGGUGAAUAUAAUUAAAAGUACAAUAUUAAAAAUUAAAAACACGUCUUAUAAGUUAGCGGAACAAAGUGAGCAGAAUCGAUUCUAAUUAAUAUAUUUAUUUGUUGCUCAUUUGUUGCUAAAAAGUUGCCAAAGAAAAAAAUU